AACCUUCUUUUCCUUGCAGUGAUGAGGUCGCUUCCUACACUUUUCUUGCUACUUUCCUUGUCAUUUUUCUUUUCACUUUUCUUCUCAUUCUCCUUUCUUGUCAUCCUUCUCCCUUCUCCAUCGCCACUGCUUCCCCUUUGCCUUCCUUUUAAACUAUUGACCGCUGUUAAAAUAAAUGCUUUCUCAGAAUUCGCUAAACGAGCCUGAGGACUUCGUAUUCUUUUUGGAGUUCGACGAUAUACCAGAUACAUCGAUCGAUACCCCUUCAGCAAUUGACGAUGCAAGCUGGCUCGAUCUAUUAAACCAGAAAGACCAACAGGAGCACUCGCACACCGCUAUCCCUUCCAAUACUGCAGUACUGGAAUACUAUAGAUGUGCAUCAAUUCCUUCCGAAUCCGAAUGUUACCAAGAAAUGAAUGUCAUUGAGGCCCAAAGAGUAUCCUCGGCCUUAGUAUCCUCUUCAUCUAAUCGUGUAUUACCUGGUACAUACGAUCAGGAAAUGCCCAUGGUUGCCGAUGCUCUGUCAAGCUACACACCUUCCUACUCAUCUCCCUCUACUUUCUCGCCCUCUUCCUCUUUGCCAUUAUCCUCGCCCUAUUCUUCUACGUCAUCUUCAUUCGCUUCAUCCUCAUCUCCCCCUUCAUCCUCUUCCUCACAGCUCAUGGCAGCUUCUUUGGUAAAGCUUCCUGAACAUGCCUGUCCUUAUUGUAGUAAAGCUUUGACCAAUGCCUCCAAUCUCAAAGCCCACAUCAGAACCCAUUUUCCAAAGGAAAAGAAAUACUUUUGUGAGGUAGAAGGAUGCAGUAGUCGUUUCCUGAGGAAUGCUGAACUUAUACGACAUAAAGGAACGCACUCCCCUACAAGUACGUUUCGCUGUGAAUAUUGUAUGAAGCGUUGUAAGAGGAAAGAUACCUUAAAGAGGCAUCAAGACAAGAGCUGUAGAGCUAACCCCACAGCUAGGAAAUACAAGCCUUAUGUCUAACAUGGCUCGCUCCGUGCCUGGUGACGCAAACCCGAAAUCCGAUAGAGCCGG
Molecule: messenger RNA, 1033 nt
Organism: Lobosporangium transversale
Lineage: Eukaryota; Fungi; Mortierellomycota; Mortierellomycetes; Mortierellales; Mortierellaceae
Exons: 2
Coding region: 176-982 (268 amino acids)
Biological process (GO): regulation of transcription by RNA polymerase II
Cellular component (GO): nucleus
Molecular function (GO): DNA-binding transcription factor activity, RNA polymerase II-specific; RNA polymerase II cis-regulatory region sequence-specific DNA binding
Source: RefSeq, a predicted model, not a curated record